UGGCUGGGGCUGUUCUUGCUGCAUCACGGGCCAAGAUCGCGCUCACUGCUGAGUGCUUGACCCCCAAGCAACCACGCGCCAAUCAGCGCUCUCAUUCGCUCCAAUUCGUACAAACUUCCUCCCACUGCCGCUCCCGCACAUCUCCCGCUCGGGCGCACCCUCUUUCCCCAAAGUUUAGACAGCUGCCCGGAGUGCUCAACGGCAGAGCACAGGAACUAUGGAAGACCGAUCGACAGCCUCAAAACCCGUUGUCGCAUCGUCAUCGCCAUCCACGAAUCACGAUACCAAAUCACCCACCGGUCGCCCCCUCUACAGCAGCAAGCUCGGUGACCAGCGACCGCGAGCCCAAGAGGCAACUGCUUCGCCCCCGACCUCGAGACAGCAUCCUGUCCAGCAGAAAGCCUGGACCUCCAACCGAAACCCCAUCACCGGUCGAUCGCAAACUCCGCAGAACAAGCAGUCGGUGACGAGCUCCCUCCGCGAGGGUCAGCGGGUUCGCAUUGUCCUCACCUCCGGCGCUGAACUCGAGGGCACCUACGCCAACGGUCCCGACCCGGCCACUUGUCGCCUAAGCAUGGUGCAGCAAAAGAAACCCCCGAACUCCGCAAACUUCACAAACGGUUCCAGCAGAAGAGAACAACCCACCAUGACCAUCCAGCGUAAAGACAUUGCGGAUGCUCGCGUACUUUCUGGAAACAACGCUAAGAAUGAUGGACGAAUCCCAAAUGGCAACCGGUCUGGUUUCCGGACAGACUCGGCAAUCUCCAAUUCACGACUCGGUACGGAAAGGACCUUGAAGGCCUGGGUUCCGGAUACCACUUACGAAGUUGACGGGUCACUGGAGAAGUCCAGUGGUGGCGGCGCCUGGGACCAAUUUGCCGAGAACGAGCGACUCUUCGGCCUGAAGACCGACUACGACGAGAACAUCUACACGACCGCCAUCGACAAGAACCAUCCUCAGUAUAAGGAACGCCUGGCGGCUGCUGAGAGAAAGGCGCGUGAGAUUGAGCAGAGUACACCUACUACUGCACACGUUGCGGAGGAGCGUGUGAUGGACUUCGUCGGAGGCGACGAUCACAGAGAUGAGGAAGACAAGUACAGCGGCGUGCGCCGUCAGGACUUCCCUCCGUUGUCCCGGGAGACCAAGUACACGCCUCCGGCCCGCCGCGCGCCCACGGGGCAGGCCACCGUGAAGGGUGCUCCCGUUGAUCCUGCGAUCAUCUCAUCACAACUCAAGAGCACCCCUGCCCCACAGCCGGCGCCGACGCCAAAGCCAGCCGAGUCGAAGAGUCAGACUGCCGCUGCCGAGAAACCGGUCUCGCCGGCCACGAACCAGCCGGCCGCGAACCAGCCAGCCGAGUCCAAGCCAAGCACGAGCGCAGCUGAGCAAAAGGCGCCCGAGAAGGAGGCAACGACCACUUCGGACACGAAGCCCUCGGAUGCCAAGGAUGCGGCCACCACCAGGGACGCACCCCCCAAGGAUGCGACCACCACUAAGGAUGCGACCGCUACCAAGGAUGCGGCCACCGUUCGCCCCACAGCGGCCUCCAGCCGUACCGUGCCAAAGGUCGGCGCUGUGCCGGGCGUAACUGCGAAUGUCGAACGGGACGUGCUGUCCUCGUUCAAAACUUUUGCAACUACCCAGAGGUUCAUGGCCGAGAAAGCCAGGACCACGAGGGCCAAGGCGGACAAGGAGAUCAAAUUGACGGAGUUGAAGAAGUUUGCAGAGAACUUCAAGCUGUACACGCCCGUUCCCAAAGACCUGAUCUCCAUCAUCGCCAAAGACCCAGCCAAGCAAAAGCAGAUUCAGGAGAAGGCGAAGAUGAAUAUGGAAGAGCUGUCAAAGCAGAGGGAGGCUGCCGCAAAGGAAAAGGAGGCUGCAGCGGCGAAGGAGGCGCAGGGUAAGGCUAGCGCCGAGCAGUCCGGUGCUUCCACACCGGCCGGAACGACCGAGACUCGCGGGAGCUCCCGCCCAGCCGCGACGCAACAUUCCGGCUCAGCAGGCCUUGCCGGCCGUCACCCUGGCGCCCGCUCCUCGUACCAACCCCAAUCCCACUAUCAGUACGGCCGGAACAACCGACCGCCGCCCCAUUUGGGCCCCCAGAACCAGACCACGGGCAACCUUGCCCAGCGGCUUCGAAACGUGGAGCAGCAGAAGCUGCAGCACACACACCCCGGCCAACAUCACCCUCCUGACAUGCGUCUCCCCCCUACCGGUCCCGCCAACAGCGUAGACCCAGGUUUCGGCCGCCGUAUGAACGCAGUUCCGCCGCCCUACAUGGGUCCCAAGCUGAACCCUAACAGCCACGAGUUCCGACCCAACGCAUUUGCGCAGCCCUUCAACCCCGCCAUUCCCAGCUCCGGCUCUUCUCCUCGCUCCUCCGUGAACAACAUCGCCGAAGCGCCUAUCCCUCCUCCUGCUGUCAAGGGCCAGCUCAUCAGGCGCAAGACAAAGGCGGUGGAUGUCAAGAAGUGCUUCAUCCUUUCGCACAUCGAGACCAUUCAGCCGCCGCAGGGUCGUCACUGGAACGACAACGAUGGCCUGAGACCCUCUUUCGACACGCUCCCUACCUGGCGACAGCUCCAGGAAGAAACAGAGGCGCCUGACUCGACCAUGCGCCUGACUUACAAGGAGUACUUUGAGCGCCUACCGCUCUCAAGCGCCGCUGUCGCCACACCGAAUCCGCCUCAUGUCAUUCCACAAGUUGCCCACCAGCAUCAGUUGCCCUUCCACCUGCAGCACGGCGCCCAGAACAUGGCGCCUCGACAGUCGCCGCACAUGCCGAUGAUGCCGAUGCACGCCGGCCAGCACGGACACGUUCCCCAUGUGCCGUUCAGCGGCCCAGAUGACCAUAGGAUGAUGCACUCCAACUCGGCACAGUCUUUUGCGUCCCCUAGGAUGGGACCGGUGCCCAUGGCCUAUCCUCCGGCGGUGAAUCCCCAGGCGCAGAUGCCGUACGGCCAGCCGGUGAUGCAGCCAUACAUGAACGCAGCUCCUCAGAUGGGACAAUUUCGCAGCUUUUCACACAACCCGCAAUUUGUCCCCCAGCAACCGCACCAUAUGGGAGCGCCCAUGAUGGUUCAACAGGGGUUUGUCCCGGGACCUAACGGAAUGGUGGCAGCGGGGCCUAUGUAUCCGGGCGCCCAGCCGCACUUUAUCCCCUCUGGCGCAGUUCCUCCGCAGCCAGUCCCCGGGUCUAACGGGUUUCCCAGUCCCGGCCGGCCAGCCGCACCGAUGAUGGUACCCCAGGGCUCCCACCAAGGAACGCACCAGGGCCAGCAGCCCAUGUAUGGCAUGAGUCCGGGCGUGCCGUACCAACAGCCGGCAUACACGCCGCAGCAGCCCCAGGGAAAGUUCUCCGGCCAGCGGCCACAGUGAGCGACUGUUGAAGCAAAGCAAAGCGAGGUCGCGCCGCGGCGUCGUGGACCCACCUGCCUGCUACCCUACCCGUCUGCCGUGCGAAUUCAGCCAAAGCUGUUGUUGGAAGUUUGACUCACUCUCGUUUCCGAGCACGACACCUGACAUGACAUGACGAAGUAGCUGUCGGACGCACUGCUGUUCUGCCAAGGCUGCGCGAGCGGUAUCGGCCAGGGUUGUGUGCUAAAAUCGAGCCUGGCCGAAGUGAA
Molecule: messenger RNA, 3627 nt
Organism: Thermothelomyces thermophilus ATCC 42464
Lineage: Eukaryota; Fungi; Ascomycota; Sordariomycetes; Sordariales; Chaetomiaceae
Exons: 5
Coding region: 218-3379 (1053 amino acids)
Biological process (GO): cytoplasmic stress granule assembly
Cellular component (GO): cytoplasmic stress granule
Molecular function (GO): RNA binding
Source: RefSeq, a predicted model, not a curated record